AAGGUAGCUCUCAACAUUGCCAAACAAUUGCAAUGGAGCAAACAGCUUUCAAAAAUGCUUGUUGCUGACUUGAAAGAGUAUCACAAAUGCUCUGGAGUAUUUUCCAGAGGGCAAGCUAAUGCACUUGAUUGGUGGGAAACCCUCCCAGUCAGUGCUGAGUGCUGUCCAUUGAAGGCAUUUGCAAUCAUAAUCCACAUGAUUGUACCUUAUGCUGCCAAUGUCAAGUGUUAUUUCUCAGGCCUGGGUGGGGUACAAUCUGUGAAGUGCUGUAACCUAUCAGUUCAGACUUUCAAGUCUCUUAGCAAACUCCAAGCAAGCUACACAAAUUUCUUGCAUAAGGUAGAUCAUGAAGCCGGCAAGGCAACACAUCACAAACAUGCCCAUAUGCACACUCAACCAGAGUGUGGACUUGACAUAGCCUUAGCAAACAAACUUCAAAGGUCUUUCACAUGGGUGCCUCCACUCACUGGUGACUCUCACAACUCAGACAAUGAAUUCCUUGCAGGCCUGGAGUCAAUAAUGGAUGAAGAGCUGCUUGAAGAAUUCACCAGGUUUGAAAACAAGAUG
Molecule: messenger RNA, 567 nt
Organism: Suillus subaureus
Lineage: Eukaryota; Fungi; Basidiomycota; Agaricomycetes; Boletales; Suillaceae
Exons: 1
Source: RefSeq, a predicted model, not a curated record